UAUAACAACAUGACGUAUCGGUGAUGUUAUUUCGUAUUGCACCCAAAGAUCGAUAUUGAUUUUUAUUGAUGGUUAUAUUUGUUGUCAUUUAAAAAUAAAGAUGAAGAACGAAAGAUUGCAAGGUAGUACUUGUAACCACUUGUAAGAUACUCUGUCACAGUAGUGAAAUAAAUUAUUCGAUUGUCUUGCUAUUAGCGAUAUUUGUGCGCAAUCUGCAAUGUUCGCCAUCUUUAUUUACUUGAAAUAAAAUUCAAUUAUCACAAUUGCUUAUCUAUUCGACUUAUCUCAUGAAAAGUCGUAUGGUAGAACUUUGUAUAUUGUUCAUCUAUUUUACGUACGUUCUAAAUAUGCAUCGAAUUCGAUUGGACAAUUUUGUGUCAAAAUUGUGGAGAUCCAUUGCGCUGACGAUCCAUCGGAGAUCGAUCACCGGCCGGAAUUCGCUUAUUUACGAGCCUAACGUUGCGGUAGCCAGAAAAAAUGGAUUACCGAUCGUGGCACUGGAAUCGACAAUUAUUACACAUGGCAUGCCGUAUCCUGAUAAUUUUAACACCGCGCUGAAAGUCGAAGAUGUGAUCAAAUCGCAGGGUGUUGUACCUGCAACAAUAGGAAUCAUAGAUGGAAAGAUACAUGUUGGCUUGAACAAUGAACAGUUGGAAACUUUGUCUAAAACAGAUUCUACAAAAACUAUGAAAUGUUCACGCAGAGACAUUUGUUCUAUUGUAUCGCAUGGAUUGAACGGCGGUACAACGGUGAGUGCUACAAUGUUAAUUGCACAUGCAGCGGGCAUUCCAAUAAUGGCAACAGGUGGUAUUGGUGGUGUUCAUAGAGGAGCUGAACUAACUCUUGACAUCAGUACAGAUUUAACUGAACUUGGACGCACACCGAUAGCAGUUGUCUGUUCUGGUGUUAAAUCUAUCUUGGAUAUUGGCAAAACCUUGGAGUAUUUGGAAACUCAAGGAGUACCAGUGAUAAAAAUUGGUGAAUCGCCAGAAUUUCCAGCCUUCUACUGUUCCGAGACUUUGGACAAAAUAAAAGCACCGUGUAGAAUUUCCAAUGCUAAAGAAGCAGCUGAUAUUAUGGAAGCACAGAGAACACUGGGCAUUAACACAGGGAUACUAUUUGCAGUUUCUAUUCCUGAAAAAUAUGCAUUGGAGCCUGGCAUUAUGGAUUCGAUUAUAUCAGAAGCUUUGAAAAAAGCCACCGUCAUGCGUAUUAUGGGUAAACAAAUAACGCCAUUUCUUUUGAACGAGCUCAACGAGAUUACACAAGGCCAAUCUCUUAAAGCAAAUAUAGGUCUCAUAGAGAAUAAUGCCAAGGUUGCGGCUGAAAUCGCCUUGAAUCUCUGCAAGAGAUCUUGGACAUCCUGCACAGAAUCUGCGUCUGCACGAUCAACAAUAUCAAGAGAAAAACCGGUAGUGGUCGGCGGAGCUGUCUUGGACACUGUCUUCCAGGUGAAGGAACCGCAAAUAACCUGUGACGGCAGAAUGCACGUUGGACGAAGCAGAGAAAGUUGCGGCGGAGUCGGUCGAAACGUUGCCGAUGCGCUCAUCAAGCUCGGCUUGGAAAACACGCGUCUGAUAUCCGUCAUUGGUAACGAUGAGCCCGGGAAGAUCAUUCUCGAGAGUCUAAAAGACGGAGGCAAGACGGUGAAAUGUAUGUCGAAAGUGACCACCCCGAGGUUUACUGUGAUAGUGGACACCGAAGGUGAAUGUCACUUCGGCAUCAGUGAAAUGGAAUCCUUCAGCGCGAUCACUCCAAAGUUAAUAAAAGAAUAUCAGUCGCAUCUCGAACAAGCUAGUCUCAUCGUUUUAGAUGGAAAUCUCGAAUUGGAUACAAUGCGCUGCGUGCUGGACAUAGCGUCGCGAACAAACAUACCAGUUUGGUACGAGCCUACAAACAUUCCACAUGCAGCAAAAAUAUUCGAAACUGGACAACAGUGGAGAAGGAUAUUGCAUUUUAUCUCACCAAAUUGGAACGAGUUAAAAGUCAUAGCCAAAUUUUUUAACAUCCCUACUGUUGAAAACAUGGAUUUGACAGCUGUGAGAAAUAUAGCUGAACAAUUGAUAGAAUACAUUCCGGUCGUUAUAACUACUUUAGGAUCACAGGGAGUAUUGGUGACACGCAAAGCUUCAUCACAUGAGCCCUUCUACAAUGAAAAUGGAGAACUGAUUGUUAAUUCUUCAAUUGCAUCUCGAUUGUAUCCCGUCGCAAAUGGUGCAGAGAAAUCAAAUGAAAUACUCUGCGUAAGUGGUUGCGGGGAUUGUCUUACUGCUGGAAUAAUAUAUGGAAUCCAUAAGAAUCUAGAUGAAGUUAAUUGUAUCUCUAUAGCUUUAAAAGCUGCUGCAUUAUCUUUGAGGUCUUUUGACACAGUUCCACAGACACUUGUAAUGCUCUCUCGUAGCAAUAAACAAUGAUUAAUACUAAUUUCUUUGUGAUGUAACUUCUUCAAUAUAACAACAACUGUAAUAAAUCAACGUUAAAAAUUU
This is a messenger RNA of Linepithema humile (Argentine ant), 2486 nucleotides long. RefSeq lists its product as uncharacterized. Lineage: Eukaryota; Metazoa; Arthropoda; Insecta; Hymenoptera; Formicidae. The record is from RefSeq and is a predicted model, not a curated record. Gene Ontology annotation, molecular function: pseudouridylate synthase activity.